AUGGCCAGUCUACUAGACCUCCCAGAUGAGACGCUCGAGAGUGUGUUGCUGUGCAACAUCGACGGUCGCACCCUCCAUCAACUCGCUCGGGUCAACAAACGCCUCCGCAGGAUCGCGAGUCCCAUACUCGUCCAGCGCUGGCCAUAUUCCCAUGAACGCCUGCUCCUGCAUCUCCUCCACCACGCUGAGUUCAGAGCUCACGUCAAAGAGCUCAAAUUCGAAGAUCUUGUUACCUUCCGUCUCCAUGAACAAGACCACUCUGGAUGCGACAUUAGCACCGAAAGCCUAGAGGCCCUUGCCGCAACCGUGGACGAGGCGUGGCCAGCUCUGGCCAAGUCAACCAAGUGGGCAGAGUAUAUUCGCAAAGGCAACACAGACGCCUUGUGCACACUCUUGUUAUGCUGGGCGACCAAGCUUUCCAGUCUCGACAUUACAGUGCCAUGGUUCGAUGCCAAUCGGCGCCACGACUUGCUGGUCUUGCAGUUAGCAAGCCAGGUAGUCCGAAUGUGGAAGACGGGGUCCAAGGACUUGCCGCUUCUUGAGCUGCGGUCCGUGGUUUUCCGUCACUUGGACACCGAGUAUAGCACUGAUGGGCGAUACGCAGCGUCUUUUUUCCACCUACCCAACGUGAAAUCCUUCACUUCAUGGAGGUUUGGUCUGAUGGAUUGGGAUAAAAGCAACAGCAGGAACUACAAGGAUCCAACUCUUGGCUGGGUUCCGAUGGCGAAUCCGCGCGACAGUUACAUCCUUGAUUUCCCCGUUGGUACUUCACCAAUAGAGGAGCUCAUUCUAGACGAGGUCGAUGUUUCCGUCCAAUCUCUGUCCAGAGUCGUCAGUGCCUGCCAAAGGCUCAAGUUACUGCUGUGCCGGCCAGACCCAGUGUGCGACAAUUCCUGGUUAAGCUGGAGGGGGCUGGCAAACGUCAUGCUGCAGCACAAGAAGUCGCUGGAGACACUUUUCCUUGAUUUCGAACGGCCCGGAGAUUCGAUUCUGUUCAGUGAUGAUGAGGAAAUGGAGGUCAAUGGGAGCGAUGAUGCCAAUGACGAUGGCGAUAACCACGGACAUGAUGACGACCCUGAAGUUGGGAGCAUCCAUCUGCGCGACUGUUAUCAGUAUCUUGAGUGCCUCAAAAGUUUGUCAAUCGACGUCAGGUCCCUGUACAAGGAAGAUGGCUAUGGUGACUACCAUAUCACGCCUAGUCGUCUACCGAGUUCUCUAGUGAACCUACGGCUGCAGGGCCUACGUCUUACCUCAUUAUGGAAGCAAUCUAUCCAGCAGACUGAGGACCAAAUGAAUGACCUUGAGAUCUUGGUACAAGAAUGCAAUCCUGAUGGGAAGCUGCCUAAUCUCCGUCAGAUAAAUAUCGCCGAACGGUUGCCGGAGGAUCUUGUCCUUGAGGCGUUUGAUAGACUGAUGGAGUUGGCAAAGGCUCGAGGGGUCAAGGUCAUUUUCAUAAGACUAGGGGAGGAACGCUGGGCGGGAAUUGAACGGCCUUAA
Fusarium keratoplasticum is the source of this 1497-nucleotide messenger RNA. RefSeq lists its product as uncharacterized. Lineage: Eukaryota; Fungi; Ascomycota; Sordariomycetes; Hypocreales; Nectriaceae. The coding region runs from base 1 to 1497 and encodes 498 amino acids. The transcript has a single exon. The record is from RefSeq and is a predicted model, not a curated record.